UUUGGAGCGGAAGUUAAGCUGUUGUUCAUCCGCCAGUGGAGGUUCGUCGUUAGAGGAACGAUGGCUAGCAAUGCUGCAAAGCAAGCCACUAAAAUUGUCCCCAAAACAGCAGCGGCGGGCACUGCCGCUGCGGGGGCCAGCGGAGGACCCCCUGUAAUGCCCCUUGCCUCUCCGCUCAUGGGGAAAAAGAAGAAGCCAUUUUUGGGGAUGCCUGCUCCGCUGGGCUACGUUCCCGGUCUAGGCAGAGGCGCUACUGGUUUCACCACACGGUCGGAUAUCGGUCCUGCUCGUGAUGCCAAUGAUCCUGUUGAUGACCGUCACGCGCCUCCGGGGAAAAGGACGGUUGGGGACCAGAUGAAAAAGAAUCAGGAUGAUGAUGAUGAAGACCUGAACGACACCAACUAUGAUGAGUUUAAUGGUUAUGCAGGGAGCUUGUUCUCCAGUGGGCCUUAUGAGAAAGAUGACGAAGAAGCAGACGCUAUAUAUGCAGCUCUGGACAAGAGGAUGGAUGAAAGACGCAAAGAAAGAAGGGAACUGAGAGAAAAGGAAGAAAUUGAAAAAUAUCGUAUGGAGCGACCAAAAAUUCAGCAGCAGUUCUCAGAUCUGAAGAGGAAGCUGGCAGAGGUGUCAGAGGAGGAGUGGCUGAGCAUCCCUGAAGUCGGAGAUGCACGGAACAAGCGUCAGAGGAAUCCCCGCCAUGAGAAGCUGACCCCCGUCCCUGACAGCUUCUUCUCUAAACACCUGCAGAGCGGAGAGAAUCACACCUCUGUUGAUCCGUUGCAGGGGCUGGGAGGACUGAACACACCGUAUCCAGGAAACAUGACCCCUGGUCUGAUGACUCCUGGGACAGGAGAGCUGGAUAUGAGGAAGAUUGGCCAGGCCAGGAACACGCUUAUGGACAUGAGGCUCAGUCAGGUUUCUGAUUCAGUCAGUGGACAGACUGUUGUUGAUCCCAAGGGUUACCUUACAGAUCUCAACUCCAUGAUUCCCACCUACGGAGGAGACAUCAGUGACAUUAAAAAGGCUCGGCUGCUGCUGAAGUCAGUGAGAGAGACCAACCCCCACCAUCCACCUGCUUGGAUUGCUUCUGCCAGGCUGGAGGAGGUGACAGGCAAGCUGCAGGUGGCUAGAAACCUGAUCAUGAAGGGCACAGAGAUGUGUCCAAAGAGUGAAGAUGUGUGGCUGGAGGCUGCAAGGCUCCAACCUGGUGACACAGCUAAAGCCGUGGUUGCUCAGGCUGUCCGCCACCUACCGCAGUCUGUCCGCAUCUACAUUAGAGCAGCUGAGCUCGAGACAGACAUCAGAGCCAAGAAGCGAGUCCUCAGGAAGGCUUUGGAGAACGUGUCAAAGUCAGUUCGACUAUGGAAGGCAGCUGUUGAGCUUGAGGAGCCAGAAGAUGCCAGGAUCAUGCUCAGCAGAGCUGUUGAGUGUUGCCCUACAAGCGUAGAGCUGUGGCUGGCUCUGGCCCGUCUAGAAACCUAUGAGAACGCCCGCCGUGUCUUGAAUAAAGCCAGAGAGAAUAUCCCCACCGAUCGCCACAUCUGGAUCACUGCUGCCAAGCUGGAAGAGGCCAAUGGCAACACUCAGAUGGUGGAAAAGAUCAUUGACAGAGCCAUUACUUCUCUGCGGGCCAACGGUGUGGAAAUCAACAGAGAGCAGUGGAUACAGGAUGCAGAGGAGUGUGACAAAGCAGGCAGUGUGGCCACCUGCCAAGCGGUUAUCAGGGCUGUCAUAGGGAUUGGCAUCGAGGAGGAGGACCGCAAGCAUACGUGGAUGGAGGAUGCAGACAGUUGUGUGGCCCAUGGAGCAUUAGAGUGUGCCAGGGCCAUUUAUGCCCACGCCCUGCAGGUGUUUCCCAGCAAGAAAAGCGUUUGGCUACGAGCCGCCUACUUUGAGAAGAACCACGGCACCAGGGAGUCUUUGGAAGCCCUUCUGCAGAGAGCAGUAGCUCACUGUCCCAAAGCGGAGGUGCUGUGGCUUAUGGGCGCCAAGUCCAAGUGGCUGGCCAAUGAUGUUCCAGCUGCAAGAAGUAUCCUUGCUCUUGCUUUUCAGGCAAAUCCCAACAGUGAAGAGAUCUGGCUGGCUGCCGUCAAACUGGAGUCUGAAAAUAACGAAUACGAAAGAGCCCGUCGACUGCUGGCCAAGGCUCGCAGCAGCGCACCGACAGCCCGGGUAUUCAUGAAAUCAGUGAAACUGGAAUGGGUGUUGGGAAACAUAGAAGCUGCUCAGGAGUUGUGCACUGAAGCUUUGAAACAUUAUGAGGAUUUCCCCAAGCUGUGGAUGAUGCGAGGCCAGAUAGAGGAGCAGUGUGAAAACAUGGACAAGGCCAGAGAGGCUUAUAACCAAGGGUUGAAGAAAUGUCCCCACUCGGUUCCUCUGUGGCUGCUGCUGUCUCAUCUCGAGGAAAGAGUCGGCCAGCUGACCAGAGCCAGAGCGAUCCUGGAGAAAGCACGACUGAAGAACCCGCAGUCCCCUGACCUGUGGCUUGAGUCUGUCAGGUUGGAGUACAGGGCUGGAUUGAAAAACAUAGCCAACACAUUAAUGGCCAAAGCUCUGCAGGAGUGCCCAAAUUCAGGCAUCCUGUGGGCUGAGGCCGUAUUCUUGGAAGCCAGACCCCAGAGGAAGACAAAGAGUGUGGACGCUUUGAAGAAGUGUGAACAUGAUCCUCAUGUCUUGCUCGCUGUGGCAAAGUUGUUCUGGAGUGAGCGUAAAAUCACCAAAGCCAGAGAGUGGUUCCUCAGGACAGUAAAGAUUGAGCCCGACCUGGGAGACGCUUGGGCUCUCUUCUACAAGUUUGAGCUGCAGCACGGCACAGAGGAGCAACAGGAAGAGGUGCGGAAACGAUGUGAGAAUGCAGAGCCUCGCCACGGAGAGCUGUGGUGUGCCGAGUCCAAACACGUCCUGAACUGGCAGAGGAAGACAGGAGAGAUUUUAGCACUGGUCGCCAGCAAGAUUAAGAAUACAUUCUGAAACUUUGAAGAAUCCCUGGAGGACUCUGGCACUCACCAGGAGCAGCUAUGGACAUUCUUAUUCUCUACCUGGACUUUCCCAGCUCACACAAAAUUCAUUUUUUUUAGGUUUAUCAUUUUACAAACAUGGACUUUUUUGCAGAAAAUAAUGACGAUCUAAAAAUGACAUAGGUCAUGCUGGAUCCAUAUGGAUAUGACUGUAGUAACAACAUUCGGUAAAAACCAACAGUUUUUGUGAACUAGCCAUUGGGUGACUCAGCAUCACAUGGAAUAAGGUCUUGGCUCAGACAUUUAAGGUUGUUAAUUUUUUAGGCUUUUCUCAUGUUUGUCUUGUUGCAAAGUAAACCCCCUCAGCAAUUUACUUAACCUAAUGAUGUUCUCUGUGUUUCUUUUUUUUCCCCAGUAAUUUCAUUAUCUUCCAGGAAAAGCUUUAAAACACUUAAAGCUUUGAUCCACAUCAUAAUGCUCCUACCUGUCAGUGAUAUUUUAUAUGUUGGAAAUAAAAAGGAUUUUUAAAUA
Xiphophorus couchianus (Monterrey platyfish) is the source of this 3488-nucleotide messenger RNA. It is a transcript of the gene prpf6, whose product is annotated as PRP6 pre-mRNA processing factor 6 homolog (S. cerevisiae). Gene Ontology annotation, biological process: mRNA splicing, via spliceosome; spliceosomal tri-snRNP complex assembly. Lineage: Eukaryota; Metazoa; Chordata; Actinopteri; Cyprinodontiformes; Poeciliidae. The record is from RefSeq and is a predicted model, not a curated record. The transcript is spliced from 21 exons. The coding region runs from base 61 to 2970 and encodes 969 amino acids. Gene Ontology annotation, molecular function: protein binding. Gene Ontology annotation, cellular component: catalytic step 2 spliceosome; U4/U6 x U5 tri-snRNP complex.